CGCCUGAGGCGGAGGAGCUUGAGGGGGAGGAGGAGGAGGAAGAAGAAGGAGAAGAAGAAGAAGAUGCCGCUGUUCGCCGCCAACCCGUUCGAGCAGGAUGUGGAAAAGGCCACGAAUGAGUACAACACCAGUGAAGACUGGGGUAUUAUCAUGGACAUAUGCGACAAAGUUGGAAAUGUUCCAAACGGGGCGAAAGAUUGCCUUAAAGCUAUAAUGAAAAGGGUAAAUCACAAGGUUCCACACGUGGCUUUACAAGCACUGACUCUUCUAGGAGCCUGUGUGUCAAACUGUGGAAAAAAUUUUCAUUUAGAGAUAUGUUCCCGUGAUUUUGCAACAGAAGUUCGUGGGGUGAUAAAAAAUAAGACCCAUCCUAAAGUGUGUGAAAAGCUCAAAACUUUAAUGGUGGAGUGGUCAGAAGAAUUUCAGAAGGAUCCUCAAUUUAGCUUGAUUUCAGCAACUAUUAAGUCCUUGAAGGAGGAAGGCGUUACUUUUCCUACAACGGGAGCUCAGACGGUCUCGCAUGUUUCCAAGAAUGGUACAUCAUCCAGCCAGAACAAAGAGGAUGAAGAUAUAGCUAAAGCUAUUGAAUUAUCUUUGCAAGAGCAGAAACAGCAACAAACAGAAACCAAAUCCUUAUAUCCGUCUGCAGAAAUUCAGUUAAAUAAUCAGAAGGUUUCAAGGAAAGUACGCGCCUUGUACGAUUUUGAAGCCGUCGAGGACAAUGAACUCACCUUUAAAAGCGGAGAAAUUAUCAUUGUUUUAGAUGAUAGUGAUACCAACUGGUGGAAAGGAGAAAAUCACAGAGGAGUAGGACUCUUCCCAUCUAAUUUUGUAACCUCUAAUUUAAACGUGGAGCCUGAAGCAGUGGCUGUGGAUAAAACUGGAGUAACCGAAGCUGAUGCGGAAGAAAUUACUAAAUCAGAACCUGAACCAGUUUAUAUAGAUGAGGACAAAAUGGAUAGCGCUCUCCAGACACUUCAGAGUAUAGAUCCUAGAGAUUCAAAGCCAGAUUCUCAAGAUCUGCUGGAUUUAGAAGACUUCUGUCAGCAGAUGGGCCCUAUGAUAGAUGAAAAACUUGAAGAGAUUGAUAGGAAGCACUCCGAACUGUCCGAACUGAAUGUGAAAGUCCUGGAAGCCUUGGAACUGUAUAACAAGCUGGUGAACGAAGCUCCCGUGUAUUCAGUCUAUUCAAAGCUCCAGGCUCCGACCCACUACUCUCCUGGAGUCCCAGUGCAGGCCUAUCCCGUCCAGCCACCCGGAGGGAGCUACAUGGUUCAGGCCAUCCCCCAAGGCUACAGUUUGGGACCCGAUCAGAUCGGCCCAUUGCGGUCCCUCCCUCCCAACAUAAAUUCUUCCGGAACACCUCAGCCCACUCAGACUCCAUACUUAAGCAGCGGACUGGAAGCUGUUUCCAGUUCCACGUACCUGAACCAGAACUCUGGCCUUCAGUCAGCUCCCGGGGCGGCUACUUACCCACAGCAGAUGGGCAUGUCGGCAGACGUGGCAACCUACCAGAGCACCGCGUCCGGUUUGCCUCAAGUACCCGGCUACCCCCUGGCAGUUCCAGCUCAUUCAGUUGUCCAACAACCAGCAACUUGCAGCCAGCAACCUCUUCUCUAAAAACAAACAAGGCACAUUCUUGAAAGCAUUCACAAGUGUAUCGCUCAGCCUUUGUGAUUUUUGAAUCAUCCAGUAGUGGAAUGAGAGCAGAACAGCUUUCCCCCUCAAUUCAGAAGGACCACGAGUAGACAUCUAGAAUUUGCCUCAGCCUCUAGACUAGGAAGUAACUCUCCAAAGGGAAAUCCAUUUCAGAUCUGCGGGCCUGUUGUCUGAGAGUUUAGUCCAGCAGACUUUAAAAAAAAAAAAAUGGGGGGGCACCCAUUAAGAGAAUUUUCACAAUACUCAGUAGUGUAUAUCAGCAGUUGAUUCUCAAAUAUUAAAAACGUGGGCGAAGGCUUGUUGAGGAACAGAUUUCUUUCCAGAAAUGUCUCCGAUGAACCCGUGAAACAGACGUGUUGUUCGUUUUGUCUGCCGAUUCUUUUCAGUGUUGCCGAAACUCUAUCAUUAAGUCCGCCGUUAUGACUUCUUGGUUAGUGAAAACGCAGUCACGUUUAUAUCCCUGUCAGUUCUGCUUUAAAGUCGUAUUGAGCAAUGUGAGUGUAACUGUCUGAAACAGGAGGAAAUUGGGAGGAAGGAGAUGGUUUUCCCAUUCUAACGGGGAGGACCACAGAAUACAGACCUGCAAAAGCAUUUAGCUUCUCCCCCAAAACCUUCCUGCCAACAGUGAGCUAAAUAGCAUCCUACUAAACGUGCUUCUGGUCUAGUCAGGGGAAGGAUCGCUUCCUUGGAGGAGGAGCGGGGGGGUGUCCGGGAAACGGAAGCAUCUCCCUUAUGAUUUCCUGUCCAGCCAUUGCCAUUUCUGGCUGAAGAUUCAGAGCUGAGACCGUCCCCGUCUGCGGACUGGACUUUCAUCCUCCCUAGAGUUCCCUUCGACCCGAAAGGAGGCCUGUAGGUAAACAAUAACCAAAAGCUUCUGCACCAGAGACACCAGGCUCAUUGUCUUUCUUCUUAGCGUCAGCUCUUUUCAUUUAACAUGUAUGUUAGGCAUGGCACGUGUCCUUUGCUAGCGUGUUGACCUUGGAGUGUAUGGUGUGGUUAUCCACGAUUGGAGGCUCAGACAUUCCUUUGAGGCGUCUUAAGUGUGUAGAACUGUAGCAUGCAGUGGAUUAAGAAAUGGAUUAAGAAAUGAGAUACCAAGCCAGUUUUCCCGGUAACCUAAUUUUUAGGUGACUUUUAUCAUGUUAAUAGCUCAUAGAGACUGCAGAAGUUGAUUUCGUGAACGUGGGAUCGGCUUUCCCAUCUGAAAAAAUUGCACACUACAGUCCACCUAUUUACCGUCAAAUAGAUAUGACUAUUACGAACAGGUGGUAUUUAGAUUGAGGGAGAUAAUGGACAGCUCUUUAAUAGUCAAACUAGUUAUUGCAUGGCAGAUUUCUACAUGUGAUUUUUACAGAUGCAAUCUUUCUACCAAAAAAAAAAAAAAAUUCUAAUGUUUGGUGAUUCUGAAAAUGUCAUCCCAAAAUGAAGUUCUCCUGUAUUAGUCUCUGAAGGCUUACUGUUUACUAGUUUCAGAAACGAUUUAGUCAUAAAGUUCUACUGCAAAGCAUCGUGUAUCCUGAAAUAAAAUGGUCCAACACAGGUCUGUGUUGAAAACGGGAAAAAAAAAUAAUAGUAUUUGGAAGCCCACAAAUUAUUUUUUCUUACUCCUGGUUCAAGAACUGGAGGGAAACUGUAAUUGUCCCUACUCCGAGUUCUGUAUGAAGUUGUUAAAUAUAUAAAUAAAAUACUCUAAAAUGGCACCUUAACUUUUUGUUAAUAUCCUUCUAUUUUUAACACUUUGUUUCAAAAGCUGCUGCUCAGAAUAGUUAAUUAUCUGGAAGAGCUUAAAUAUUUCGUCCAACUGUAUUUACUAAUAUUUUAUUUGAAUUUUUAUGUAAGUCCUUGUAUCGUGAUUGGAAAAAAAUGAAGUUUAUUUGAAUUCAGACUUUGGGUCAUUGUCAGUGACACCCAAUGCAUUGAUUGGGGUUAGUAAACUAAAUUAGCCUAAUUCAUCUUCAGAUAAAUUUAGACCUUUAUUCUAUGAAGUAUUUAUAAAUAGUGUAUAUAAGCAUUUGUCUAUGUGGGAUUUUAUACACAGGCAGAUAUUUUCUGCUUCCCCGCAAAUUACAAAUAACUGCUAUUUUGUAUUGGCAAGACCACUGUCUCUUCUCCAGCCAUGCUGUUGCAAGCUUGUGUGAUCACUUACGCAGUUUGUAGAUAGUGUAAAAUAUCUGUUUAUUAAAUUGGUGUAUUUAGAUAAUCGUCUUGGUGUUAAUAGAGGGUUAUAGCAGGUUUUUUUCCUCUUCGUGAUCUUAUGCACUGUCAUAUUUAUUUUAAAGCCUGUUCAUAAUUAAACUUUAUGCUGCCAAA
Molecule: messenger RNA, 3969 nt
Organism: Tachyglossus aculeatus (Australian echidna)
Lineage: Eukaryota; Metazoa; Chordata; Mammalia; Monotremata; Tachyglossidae
Gene: STAM2
Product: signal transducing adaptor molecule 2
Exons: 14
Coding region: 64-1620 (518 amino acids)
Biological process (GO): signal transduction
Cellular component (GO): endocytic vesicle
Molecular function (GO): phosphatidylinositol binding; ubiquitin binding
Source: RefSeq, a predicted model, not a curated record